This is a messenger RNA of Cuscuta europaea, 4457 nucleotides long. The record is from the annotation of a GenBank genome assembly. Lineage: Eukaryota; Viridiplantae; Streptophyta; Magnoliopsida; Solanales; Convolvulaceae.
UUUAUUUUGAUUUUCCAAGUAUAUCCUUACUUUAUGUCAAAUCAAACAAAAAGUAGGUAAAAAGUAAGGGUAGUUGUGAUUUUUUGGUUAAAAGUGGUUUUCUUUUAUAGAAAUGAUAACUUCUUUUUAGACAUCCAUAAAAGGAAAGUGAGAAUUUCUUUGCGGGACGGAGGUAGUUCUAAAUAUAAAUAGUGUAUAUAACGAAGAUGAAAAAAUAAAAAUAACAUAUUAACCAAUACGGAGUAAUAAAAUGUGUCACUUUAAUCUACAGAGUUGUUUGGUCAAAAAACUUAAAAACCCCUAAAGAAUUGUCUGUACAAACAACUCCAUCUCCAUGAUUGCAGGGAAAGAUAAGUACGUCAAAAAUGUGCGCAUAUGUACACCAAACAAGGCUCUAUUAGAAUAGUGAUUUCAAGGUCAAUUGAUUGAUAUGAGGUGGAGUGUUACUCACUUUUGUACGAGUACUAUUAUAAUUAAGCAAAAUAGUGUUUGGUAGGAGUACACCUGUUCCUAAAAUAACGUGGUCUAAACCACAAAUGUGCCGUCUUUGCCGUAGGGUUCCAAACUGUCCUCAAUGACCCCUUCUUGACUCUUCUUUCUCCUAUAAUCCCGGAGAGCUGGCGUGUUAAGAUAGGAUAGGUUUCCUAUUUGACUAUUUCAAUAAUGUACCUUCUUUUAUCUACUAUAUCUAUCGCGUGUACUUUGUCAAGUGCAAAGUAGUUAAGAAAUAAGAAUAAUAAAAAAAUUGUUGGUUGAGAUUUGUGCAAAGGAGAGAAAAAUGUGCAGAACCACAAAUUAGUUGCUUUAAUAGGUAAGUGACAAAGUUUUUUGAAACAAUCAAAAAAGAAAAGUUGACAAAGUCCAAAGGGAAGGAAGAUUAGCCUAAGACUCAACUAAAUCUGCAUUGACCACAAUACCCUUACUUUUAGAAAAUAACAAAUAUUAAAUAGACACUAAAUAGACAAUAAGUAGACAAUAAAUAGAUAGCUGGGGACGUACGUUCCCUGAAGUAGGAGGAAAACGUCUCCAGUUGGGGGACGUACGUCCCCUAAAGUAGAGGGAAAACGUCUCCAGUUGGCUACGUAUGUCCCCUGAAGUAGGGGGAAAGCGUCUACAGUUGGGGAAGUACGUCUCCUGAACUGGGAAUUUCAAACUCAAUUUACUCAAGUUGAAGGGGCAAAUUUGGAAACUAAUAAUUGAGUUUCUUAAAAUAGGAGUACAUGCAUCACACGGAUAGAAGAAACAUUAGGCAGUCCUAAUUUUGUAAAAGUAUUGUGUUGUAAUUUGUAAUUGUCUACAAAUAGCUAGGCCAUCAACUCUUAUAUCUUAACCUAUCUUAUAAAGGCCAGUUUUAGUAUUAAAUGCUCAUGGUUUGUCAUGGUUAGGCUUUAAGGUGUAGUACCGUGUGCUAUCAUAUUGUCCCGUAUGAACUAUUUUUCAAAUGGUCGACCUCACCAUCCAAUUUUACCGUUAACAGUGUUAAAUUCAUUUGGCGAUGGUUACUUGUGUUUAAGGAUGCUUACUCCACAUACGAUAUGAAAUUGGUAUAUCCGCUAUGUGUUAUCAUUUUUGUAUCGACUCUUUAGUUUCAACAACUUUUAAUUUUUCAGCGUAUAACUCUCGUGUCGAGUUGUUUUCUUGGUUCGAGUCCAUUUUUUAUUUUCCAACCAAAUCAUCACAGAAUACCCACAUCUCUAUUCGACAAUGGACAAGAUGUACCGUCUCUUAUCAAUUUAAUUUUAUAUUCAGAUUUUAACUUUUCACCUAUUCAAAUACAUAAUGGGAUUUAAAGUUCCCUUAUCCCCUUCUCACGAUCAUGAUCAUCAAUAUCUAAGUUGUACUAUUCUCUUCCCAAUUGUUAAAUGAGUUCACGUUGCAUUUUAACUAUUUUUUUGCUUAGAGGCUAUUUCCUAUUUUUUAAAAAAAUUGUAAUGCUUGUGUUCUACAAAUGUUAUCUCGAUUAUUGAUAGAUGAUCUGAAAUUGACUAGCUAAUGCAAUAAUCCGAAGCUCAUUAAUGUGAUCUCGAGUAUGAUUAAAUGAUCUGAACAAGCUCAGAUGAAAAGAAAUGAAAUGCACAAUAGGUGUUUGAUAAUAUGUGAAGCUUAUUUCAUUGUACUUACUCUCACAUGCUAACACACAUAUCAGUUUUUUUUUUCUUACAUAUUGAUUUCCACUUAGUCUUAGAAUUGUCCCCAUUAUUUCAUUCAAAAAAGAAAGAAUUGUCCCCAUUAUUUUUGAACUUAACUUAGUGUCAUUUCAAACAACUAAGAAAAAACACAAAUCUUUUUUAAAUAUGGUUCGUUUGUGUGUGAGUUCAUUGUAAGUGCGCCAUCUAAAUUCAAAAGCAAACAUCUCAUUAAAAUGUUUAUGCAUAUAGAAAUGAAAUGAUACUAAUCUUCUCUGAUCUGUAGAGUGUAAGUGGGAUGAAUAAAAAUAGCUUAAAAAUAGAAUUAGUGAACUUGUGUGGAAUAUGUUAUUUUUGUGCACUCGUUUCUUUUGACAUUGCACUUUCAUAUUUUUUCUCCGACAUUUCAUGUUUAGUUUUUUGAGUGUAGUGCUCCCCUGAUAUAUUAUUUAUUCUACCUAAUACGUUUAUUGCAUGAGGACUACCUUGAGUUUAUCAUACAUUAUUACUAUGGGAAAAAAUAGUUUACAUCUCGAGUAGCCGCUUAUUUAGGUAUUAUUAUCAAUACGAGAAGUUAGUGAUUGACAGUUUUGUUUUAAUUAAAAUGUUACGUUGUUCCCAUCUUCUCAAUGUAGUAUGUCUGUCACUAAUACUCCUUCCGUUUCACAAUCUUUGACACACUUUCCUUUUUUGGUUGUUUCACAAUCAAUGACACACUUCCUUAUUUCCUUAUUUGGUAAACAAAUCUUUACCAAAACAGUGCAAAACAGUGUCAAACGGUGCCAAACAGUGCCAAACAAUGUUCAAACAGUGCCAAACAGUGUACUCUACAGUAAAAUUUACCCCUCAGUAACAUUUUUUCCUUAAUUCUUGACAAGUCAAACUGUGUCAAAGAUUGUGAAACGGAGGGAGUAUUCAUUAAAACAUAGAAACUACUCCCUUUGUCCCCCAUUUAUGUUACCACUUUCCUUUUUGGGCAGUUCCUAAAUUAAGUUCACACUUCCUUACUUUCUUUAUUUGACAAAUUAUCUACAUCAAAACAGUGUCAAACAGUGCAAAACAGUGCCAAACAGUGUCAAACAGUGUUUGAACUGUGCAAAACAGUGCACUCCACAGUAAAGUCAAAUUUAAUUUCUUAAUACGUGUGAAGUCAAACCGCGAACUUAAUUGAGGGACGGAGGGAGUAUAUUUUUAUGAUUUUAUUGUAGCAUGCUAAGUUUAGAAACAAGUAUGGUGAUUUAUCUUGUUUAAAUUCAAUUAAACCAACUAUGAACUUCUUUUUCUCCGCUUGACCUAUUCUUUCACGUUGAAUCCCCUACGUACAACUUUUAUUCCACACACAAGAGAUACGCAAUUGAUGAAAAGAUUUGUCUUGAUUAGAGACCAAAUAUGUUCAAAAUUUUCAUCUUUAGAAGAAACUAUCAAUUUUCUUGAAAAAUGUACCUUAAAUGGAAAGCUUUCUUCUUCUAAGGUGUAUGACUUACUAAGAGUCAAGGCCACUCCUAGGGCGUGGAUGCCUUUCAUUUGGAAAUCUUACAUACCACCAAAAUUUUCAUUCAUUGCAUGGCUGGCUUUUAGAAAUAGAUUAGCUACUUAUGAUAAUUUACCUUACCUUGAUGUGGCGAAUAUAUGCCCUUUUUGUGAGGGUGGUCCGGAAACGGUACCACACCUAUUUUUUGAAUGUUGUUUUACAGGUCAAGUGUGGGAAAAUGUCAAGCAAUGGCUAGGACUAACAAGGAGCAUGCAUACUCUUAGGAGCUCGGUCAAAUAGAUCAAAAAAGAGCAAAGUGGAGCUAAUCUAAAAGCAAAGGCCGUGAGGAUAGCAUUUUGUUACUCGAUAUAUUGGAUUUGGAGAUCAAGGAACUCCAUUCGGUUUGAUGGUGCAAAAGCAAACAUUCAAGGAGUUGUAGCCCAAAUCAAGUUUAUGGUCUAUAAAUUGUUAUACUCCUUAUAUCCGGUCGAUAUGAUUAACUUUUGAAACUGAUGGGGUGCUUUGUCUCCCACUUUUUGUCAUGCCUUAUGGCUAGUUUUGGAGUGGAUAGCUAGCUCUCUUUGAGAUGGUUAUCUAUGUAGCACGGAAACUCUUGGGAAAGAGUACGUUUCCCGUUUCGGAAACUCUCGGAAACUCUUUGGAAACUCUCCAAAUAAGCGUUUUUUGAGCAAAAGUUGACGCUUCCCGUUUCCCGUUUCCUUAUGAUUUUCACGUUUCCAUGCAACAUAGAUGGUUAUCACGCAGAUGGAUGGGGAAUCCAAAUCUUUGGAUUGCCUAUAGUUUUGGUUUUUGUUUAUAGGUUGUACAUAUACUCUUUUGAUGAUAUAUAUAUUUACAUU